Molecule: messenger RNA, 1281 nt
Organism: Macadamia integrifolia
Lineage: Eukaryota; Viridiplantae; Streptophyta; Magnoliopsida; Proteales; Proteaceae
Product: transcription factor bHLH96-like
Exons: 3
Coding region: 151-1119 (322 amino acids)
Biological process (GO): regulation of transcription by RNA polymerase II
Molecular function (GO): RNA polymerase II cis-regulatory region sequence-specific DNA binding; DNA-binding transcription factor activity, RNA polymerase II-specific; protein dimerization activity
Source: RefSeq, a predicted model, not a curated record
GUGGGGCUAGAAAAAGACUACUCCCCUUCUUCCCCUAAUUCUAUUUAAGGGAACACAUAGACGUCUCUAUAUAUUUGUCUUCGUGUGUGUGUGAGAGAGAGAGAGUGAAAAAGAACACUAAUCGAUAAAACACAGAGAGAGAGAGAAAGAAUGGCAUUGGAAGCUGUAGUCUUCCCUCAAGACCUGUUUAGUUAUGGCUGCAAGGACUUGUAUUCCUUAGGAGGAGGUUGGGGCUACGAUUUUGGUGUAGCAGAAGAAGAAGAAAAAGUUGGGCAUGAGGUGGUUCUUGACAAGAAUAUAGAUCAGCAGGGUCUAUAUGGUAAUAAUUGGGACUCUUCUUCUUCUUCCAUGGUGCAAAAUAUGAAGGAAUGGGAAACCAAUUCCUCACCUGAGGCUUGCACCGGUGAUGGUGGGGGGUUCUUUGCCGGUGGCUUUCCACCUGUGAAAACUCCAGCGACAACCCCAAGUCGGCGUAAGAGACGACGCGCUAGGAGUUCCAAGAACAAGGAAGAAGUGGAAAACCAGAGGAUGACCCACAUUGCCGUCGAACGUAACCGUCGGAAGCAGAUGAAUGAGUAUCUGGCCGUACUCCGGUCUUUGAUGCCGCCGUCUUACGUUCAAAGGGGAGACCAAGCAUCGAUCAUAGGAGGAGCCAUUAAUUUUGUGAAGGAACUGGAGCAACUCCUACAAUCACUAGAGGCUCAGAAGCGAAUUAAUCACCGAUCAGACUCCAGUUUCUCUUCCCCAUUUGCAGAUUUCUUCACAUUCCCUCAAUACUCCUCAAGCUCAGUUCACUGCAGCAACAUCGCAGCCUCAAAUGAAUCUGCGGCGGAGAAUAGGUCAGCCAUUGCAGACAUUGAAGUGACCAUGGUGGAAAGCCAUGCCAACCUCAAAGUGCUCUCAAGGAGACGACCCAAGCAGCUCUUGAAGAUGGUUACAGGCUUCCAAGCUCUCCGACUCACAGUGCUCCACCUCAAUGUUACAGCCCUUGAUCAAAUGGCCCUCUACUCUUUCAGUGUGAAGGUUGAAGAAGACUGCCAACUUACUUCAGUGGAUGAAAUCGCCACAGCUGUUCAUCAAAUGCUAGGUAGAAUGCAGGAGGAGUCUGGGUUUAGCUGAUUACCUCAAUUCCCUAAUUAUUUUCCAAUGUAAUUAAGGCCACCUCUUCCUCUUGUAUGGAUAAAAGAGGUGGACCUUCUCAUAUGAUUCUACUUUUUCUUGUAGUCUUAGGGAUCUCUUGUGUACCUGGAACAAUUUUAAUCCAUCCAAUAUUUUCCCCCA